UACAUGUUCUCUUGGAUGGAUCAGAACGCCAAAAGAUACCAAAGAUCCAACGUCCAUCAUUUCUCUCAGGAGACAGCGCUUUGGUUGAGCAUUCUGGACGUCAACACAACAAGGAUCUGUCUCUACUAGUACAAGGCAAACUGCACUCUCCUUUAUAAAAGGCUUCGCGUUAUUGGUAUCUCUUGAAAGAUGAGUUCUUUCUCUACUAGCGCCAAGUCCAUGCUGAUGCUGUUGUGGCUUUUUGUGGCUUUAACAACGGCAUAUGUCCAGAACACCGCCACCUGGACACAACAUCAACUCUCGAACCCUGCUUCUAAAGGACCCCCAGAGCCAUUUCCCGAGUUGUUUGGAUUCGACCCCGUUGGCAAUCCCGCCGUUCCCCUCAGUCCAGAUCCUCUGGUGCGAUAUACCUGGGACAAGUCCACGGUCAAUGCCUCGCAGCUCCAAAUCUAUCGCGUCCCUCAGCCAGUGGAUAUUGUCAUUACCCCUCCAUCUGCUAUUCAGAAUGAUUCCAUUGUCGACAGUGUCAUCAUUCAAAUGGAUUGGGGUGUGGAACGAGCAGCGUGGUUUGAGUUUGUGCUUUCUCAAUCAUCCUUGAGCAGCAGCAAUAAUUUGGGAAAGAUUUCGGGGUGGCACGUGGAAGCUGGCCUCUCGGAAUUCAAUUCUGUCUACCCCGGCAAGAAACGAAAGCCCGUCUUGUACAACAACACGUAUUUUCGUCUCGAAACCAACAAGGAACUCUACGAAGGCAUUCGCUAUACAUGGAUCUACUUGACCAAAACAGACCCGGCUAAUGCUCAACCUCUCUCGCUACCCAGCGUUUCCUUGGUGGCCAAAAUCAAACCCAUUGCCUAUCAGGGCAGCUUUUCCUCUCAAGACGACCGAUUGACACAAACAUGGUAUCGGGGAGCCUACGGGGUACGGCUGAAUAUGGAAGCACAGGAAUUCAAUAGCAUUCUCAUUGAACGCGGGGACCGUGUGGCCAUUCAAGGAGAUGGACAUCCCACCAUGGCCACGGCAUUGCAGGCAUUCGGUGAUGCUCCCGUCUAUGAUUUGGUACAAACACAAUUGUGGAAAACCAAUUCCGGUCAUGUCAACGGUCACCAUGUUGUCGAUGAUACAAUCAUGUCCUAUCCCAUGUAUUGGGUGGGUAGUGUCUUGGAUUGGUAUUGGGCCACGGGAGAUCAGGAUGGCUUUGCCAAGUUGGUACCGGAUGUCUUGUCGAUUGUGGACGCCCGCAUCAAUGACUUUUUAAAGGACGGCUUGAAAAUUGUGUGGCAGGGAUGGGAUGACCGUUUGGGAAAUGGAUGGUGCUUUCAUGACAAUGAUCCGUGCAACCAAGAGGGACACUUGACUUUUGCAGCGUUGGUGGUCAAGGUGGUCCGGGAUGUGUAUCGUGCAUUGGUUCACCUGCCUCAAUUUGACAAGGAUGCGGCACGGUAUAAAACAGUGCAUGGCAAUCUCGUCAAUCGCUUUCGGUCGACGGUACCGGAAUACCCCGACAAACUGGGUGUCCACUCGUCAGCCAAUGCGCUCGCGGCCGGGAUUGCCACACCGGCAGACAGGGACCUGUGGAUCAACUCGACCUUGAACGAUUCCGUGACGAUUUGUUCCUGGAGUACUUUUAAUCAGUACUGGAUCCUGCAGGGCUUUGCAGCAGCGGAUGCCAUGGAGUCUGCGAUCGAGUCGAUUCAUCAUUGCUGGGGUAACAUGCUGGAUACAGGGAAGGGGUGCUUCUUUGAAUUGAGUUCGCCAGACUGGACAUCGUUUCGAAAGGAUGGGGAUCGCCUCCCCACAACGCCUUCACUGUGUCAUCCUUGGGCAUCGGGUGUAACGGCUUGGAUGUCCACGGCACUGGCAGGGAUUCGACCUAUGAUGCCGGGUUACGCCGCGACAUUGGUGGCUCCCUACGUCUCGGCAACGCAUGCUCGAGUCAAUGCAACCGUUCCGACUCCAAAAGGGAGCAUCGCUGUGUAUGCAAAGUGGCAAGAAGCCAAAUUAGGUGCUGCCAUGGCAACAAUUCACGUGGAGAAUCCUCAGCGUUUACCAGAACUAUAUGUGGGAUUUCGUAAAUCUGUUCGCAAAUGUCACUUGCAAGAAGUCAAGGGAAACGGAACGAUUGUGAAAGAAGCGGAAGCUCCUUGGCAGGCAAAAGAUUGGACAGAAGCCAUUGCACAGAACGUUGUUGUUCUCAGGGCAACAUCCUAUCACACCGUGUCCUUCCAAGCUGCAUAUGUCUGCGAACAACAAAAUCAGGGCGCCUCUGCUUUGCGUCAUGGAAACUACCCUGCAUCAGUUUCUAUUGACCGAAAAAGUCAAGGAGAUGGCCUUAAGGAGCACGGCGCCGACGGGUACAUCCUCUUGGGCGCCAAUACUAACGGGACAAACGUUGAGAAUCUGCCGAGCUAUGUUUCUUCCGUUGAGAUCUACAGCCAUGGCUUUGAAGGGUCCAAUCCAGUGGAUGCAGCCUAUGUUGGCUCCUCCGACACAGAUCCAGCGUACCUACCGUUUGGGGACAGCCGUAGAUUGGGAUGGCUUGGGAUGGACGACGACACCUACUGGAAUCCUGGAAUUGUCGUGGACGUGAACACCACGAACUUUGGUAAGAUCGCCGGAGGGAAAGAACAGUCGUCCGUAUUGAUCAGCGUGCACAAAGACAAGGACAAGGCCAUGAGAUACAAACUGUCUUUGUAUUGCGUCGCAAAAACCGAACAUGAGCAAUUUGCAUUGCGUGUGAUGGAUUUGUCAACCUUGAACGUCAUCGCGCCCACCAAAAUGAUCGACAAGCACAGUAAAGGAGUAUGGUGGAGCGUCGAGUAUGAUUCCUCUGUCAGACUUCGCAUCAUGGGCAUCUAUGGAAUGCAUAUAUCCGCCGUGGCAUUCUCAAGGUCCGCCCCCACGAUCUCUGCAACCACAGAUUAGGGAAGGGCGCAUGGGACACCGGUGUACGAGAGAGGGAGAGACCAAUUGUAGUAGAUCUCUGCCUUGUGAUUCCAUACGUGCAAAGCUAUACCUCUUUUGAAAAUGAGUGUUUCAGUUUCGCUCAACCGUUUCUGUAACCGACCUGACAGGCUGCUAAGAUUGAUCAUUCAUCAGUUGGCAGACCAUUUCGAUGCGUCCAAACACUUCAGGUCGCUCUUCUGACUUGUCUUGGCAAGUUCAAUCCGUUCCAGGCAAGUCUGCGUGCGGUAUUGGGUUCUAAAGGAGGCAGCAGUAUCAGACCCCCGUGCUGGUCCUCAAGUUGUGUCCCAUGAUCCCACGGACACUAGUCCCCAAUUCGGCCUCUUCUUUGCCUAAGCCUGGCCCCUGGUUGGCUUCCAUGGAUAACUUCCUCAGUACUCUAAAACCCCUUACCUUCUC
Molecule: messenger RNA, 3360 nt
Organism: Seminavis robusta
Lineage: Eukaryota; Bacillariophyta; Bacillariophyceae; Naviculales; Naviculaceae
Source: the annotation of a GenBank genome assembly